AUGAAUUACGAGAAUGUGCUUCAAUGGAAUAUUAGAGUGGGAGAUGAAGUUGAAGAAAGAAUGAAUGAAGGGUCUUCUAGUACCGUUGAGUCCAUACCGAACUUAGCUAAAGACACUCGAAGAAAACGAACCAUGAAAGUAUCGCGUAGGAAACAAUACGAAGAAAAUUUAGGAGAAUUUGGUACAAAAGUAGAACAAAAUUUUCCUGCAAUCACACGUAAGACAUGUCGUCGAUGCGGUAAGACUGAUCAUUCGAGUAGAGAUUGUCCUCUAUGUCAACUGUGUUAUAGUUCUGAACACCAGACAGAAGAUUGUCCAGCUGGAAAGUUCUGCGGUCGCUGUGGUGGAUCUGGCCAUUUGUCCAGGAAUUGCCCUAUUCUCAAAAUGACGUGUCGUCAAUGUGGUGACGAUGAUCAUUUGGCUGAAGACUGUCCUGUUCCUCUAGCAAAGACGUGCCGUCGUUGUGGUGAAACUGGUCACUUAGCUAAAGAUUGCAAUGUCCUUCUAUUAAAGACAUGCCGUCGUUGCGGUAGUACCGAACAUGAGAUUAAAGAUUGUUUAGUUAGAAAAAAGUGUAAUAGAUGUGGUGAGGAAGGUCAUUUGGUCAAAGAUUGUCCUGUUCCCUUAGUAAAGACAUGCCGUCGUUGUGGUAGUACCGAACAUGAGAUUAAAGAUUGUUUAGUUGGAAAAAAUUGUAAUCGAUGUGGUGAGGAAGGUCAUUCGGUCAAAGAUUGUCCUGUUCCCUUAGUAAAGACAUGCCGUCGUUGCGGUAGUACCGAACAUGAGAUUAAAGAUUGCUCGGUUGGAAAAAGGUGUAAUCGAUGCGGUGAGGAAGGUCAUUUGAUCAAACAUUGUCCUAGUCCUUUAAUAAAGACUUGCCGUCGUUGCGGUAGUACUGAGCACGAGGCUAAAGAUUGUCAGGCUGGAAACAAAUACGGUCGUUAUGGUGAAUCUGGUCACCUAGCUAAAAAUUGCCCUAUCCCUCUAGUAAAGACAUGUCAUCGCUGCGGUAGUACCGAACAUGAGAUUAAAGAUUGUUUGGUUGGAAAAAGGUGCUAUCAUUGUGGUGUAGAUGGUCAUUUGGUUAAGGAUUGUCCUGUUUCCUCAGCAAAGGCAUGCCAUCGUUGCGGUAGUACUGAACAUGAGAUUAAAGAUUGUUUUGUUGGAAAAAAGUGCAAUCGAUGUGGUAAGGAUGGUCAUUUAGUUAAAGAUUGUCCUGUUCCCUCAAUAAGGACGUGCCGCCGUUGCGGUAGUACCGAACACGAAAGUAAAGAAUGUUUGUCAGGAAGAAAAUGCAAUAGGUGUGGUGAGAAUGGUCACUUUGUCAAAGAUUGUCCUGCUCUAAAGACAUGCCGUCAUUGCGGUAGUACUGAACACGAGGCCAAAGAUUGUCCGGCUAGAAGUAAAUGCGGUCGUUGCGGUGAAAAUGGUCACCUAGCUAAAGAUUGCCCUAUCUCUCUAGUAAAGACAUGUCAUCGUUGCGGCAGCACCGAACAUGAGAUUAAAGAUUGUUUGGUUGGAAAAAAGUGUCAUCGGUGUGGUGAAGAUGGUCAUUUAAUUAAAGAUUGUCCCUCAGUAAAGACAUGUCAUCGUUGCGGUAGUACCGAACAUGAGAUUAAGGAUUGCUUGUUGGGAAAGAAAUGUCAUCGUUGUGGUGAUGAUGGUCACGUAGCUAAAGAUUGUCCUGCUCCUUCAGUAAAGACUUGCCAUCGUUGUGGUAGUACUGAACAUGAAGUUAAAGAUUGUCGGGCUUUAAAGAAAUGCGGUCGCUGUGGUGAGACUGGUCAUUUAGGUAAGGAGUGUUCUAUUCCUUCAGUAAAGUCAUGCUACCGCUGUGGAAGUAAUGAACAUGAGAUUAAAGAUUGUACUGAUGGAAGGACGUGCCGUCGUUGUAAUGCUAACGGACAUCUUAUGAAAGAUUGCCCGAUGGUCGAAUCAUCUACGUCAUCUGCAAAGCAAUUACAAACAAAGGAGGAAUGGAGAGCAACUUUGCAAUCAUUAGAGGCAGAGUGUUCAUGUUGCUUCGACACUAAAGUAGUUUACAAGUUACAAUGCGAACAUCAUUUCUGUGAGGAUUGCUUGCGUCGAUUGUUAAUAAGUGCCACGAAUGACGAAUCCCUAUUACCUGUACGUUGUUGUGAUAGAAUACUCGGCAUGAAAUAUGCCAAAGCGAUGCUUCAGCCGGACGAACUCCGCGCAUUGGGAAAGAAAAUAUAUGAACUUCGAACACAACACAAGAUAUACUGUCCAAAACCUGCUUGCUCUCGUUUCAUUCAGUUGCAGGGUGAUGAGAAAGAAGUAACGUGCCCCGCAUGCAAAACUAAAAUCUGCACGAAAUGUAGAAAGGAGGCACACACCGAAGAAGAUUGUCCACGUGAUCCCGAUGUUAUUCAAAUAAAAUUGAUCGCCAAGGAUUUUGUUACAUCUGUGGAACAGAGUGGAAAAAAUGCAACUGCCCCCAAUGGAAUGAGCACAGGCUAA
Messenger RNA from Acaulospora colombiana, 2481 nucleotides. The record is from the annotation of a GenBank genome assembly. Lineage: Eukaryota; Fungi; Glomeromycota; Glomeromycetes; Diversisporales; Acaulosporaceae.